GCCGUAGAGGGGCCACGCGCCGCCAAAUCCUCCCCAUCGCCAAACCCCGGGGAGCAGAACGGGGGGCUGGCAACCCAUCCCUCACCCCCAUUAGCCACCGUCACCUCCGCGGUCACCGGCUUCAACCCAGCACGGAAACCCGAGGGAGCUCCCAGCGAGCGUGGGCAACCCUGGGGAGGCAUCGCCAUCCCUUCGGCUUCACCGAGAGCCAAGGCGAGGGGCGAGCCCCCAUCGUCCUGCCUGGCCCCCCCUGUUUGGGUAGCUCAGCCCUCGCCGCCGCCUCCCUUCCCUGGGCUCUUCCAAUGGACUCUCCCAAUGCUCAGAGCGUGUGGUGGAGGCUGCGGCGUUAACGCUGGUACCCGGGAGCUAUUUUCUUGCCGUAUCCCUGCCGGAGCAUCCUUCCUCGCGGACGCCGGAAGAAGAGCUGGAGAGGAGCGAGGGCUGAAGCAGGUCCAGGCCAGCGUCCCCCCGUGUCCCCUCGCAGCUGGUGCCACACGGAUGGGUAGCGCCGUCGCCCGUCUCCCCGCAUCCCACCGUGGUCCUCGGGCGUGAGGACACAGCCCCCGACACAAAGAACCUCCUCUCUUCCAUCCCGGUGUCCCGGUUGAUCCCACCAGCACCAUGGAUGAGAGCUUCCGAGACCGGACGGCGUUCAUCCGCGGCGCCAAGGACAUCGCCAAGGAGGUGAAGAAACACGCGGCCAAGAAGGUGAGCAAAGGCAUGGACCGCGUGCAGGACGAGUACACCAAGCGCUCCUACUCCCGCUUCGAGGAAGAGGACGACGACGAAGAUUACGCGCCCCAGGAUGGUUACUACCGCGGAGGAGAGGGCGCCAACGAAGAGGAAGGGGCUUCCAGCGACGCCACCGAGGGUCACGACGAGGAGGAUGAGAUCUACGAGGGCGAGUACCAGGGCAUCCCGCGGCACGAGUCGCUGAAGAGCGGGGAGCGUCUCGGGGCCGAGGCGGCCGUGGGCGCCUUCGACGACGGCGAAGGGCAGCGUCGGAAGGACAAGGAGGAGCUGGCGCAGCAGUACGAGCUCAUCCUGCAGGAGUGCGGCCACGGCCGCUUCCAGUGGACCCUCUACUUCGUGCUGGGAUUGGCCCUCAUGGCCGACGGCGUGGAGGUCUUCGUGGUGGGCUUCGUCCUGCCCAGCGCCGAGAAGGACAUGUGCCUCUCCGACUCCAACAAGGGGAUGCUCGGGCUCAUCGUGUACCUGGGCAUGAUGGUGGGCGCCUUCCUGUGGGGCGGGCUGGCCGACCGCCUGGGCCGAAGGCAGUGCCUCCUCAUCUCCCUCUCCGUCAACAGCGUCUUCGCCUUCUUCUCCUCCUUCGUCCAAGGCUACGGCACUUUCCUCUUCUGCCGCCUCCUCUCGGGCGUGGGGAUCGGUGGCUCCAUCCCCAUCGUCUUCUCCUACUUCUCGGAGUUCCUGGCGCAGGAGAAGCGUGGGGAGCACCUGAGUUGGCUCUGCAUGUUCUGGAUGAUCGGGGGCAUCUACGCCUCGGCCAUGGCAUGGGCCAUCAUCCCCCACUACGGCUGGAGCUUCCAGAUGGGCUCAGCGUAUCAGUUCCACAGCUGGAGGGUCUUCGUCCUGGUCUGCGCCUUCCCCUCGGUCUUCGCCAUCGGGGCGCUCACCACCAUGCCCGAGAGCCCCCGCUUCUUCUUGGAGAAUGGGAAGCACGACGAGGCCUGGAUGGUGCUGAAGCAGGUCCACGACACCAACAUGAGGGCCAAGGGCCACCCCGAGAGGGUCUUCUCGGUGACCCACAUCAAGACCAUCAAGCGGGAGGAUGAGCUCAUCGAGAUCCAGUCGGACACCGGCACGUGGUACCGGCGCUGGCUCGUCCGCGUCCUCAACCUCUCGCAGCAGGUCUGGAGCAACUUCCAGCAGUGCUUCGCCCCCGAGUACCGGCGGGUGACGCUGAUGAUGAUGGCCGUGUGGUUCACCAUGUCCUUCAGCUACUACGGGCUGACGGUUUGGUUCCCGGACAUGAUCAAACAUCUGCAGAACAUCGAGUACGCCUCGCGCACCAAGCUCUUCACCCGCGAGAAGGUCCGGCACUUCACCUUCAACUUCACCCUGGAGAACCAGAUCCACCAGGGCGGCGAGUACUUCAACGACAAGUUCAUCGGCCUGAAGAUGAAGUCGGUGACGUUUGAGGACUCACUCUUCGAGGAGUGCUACUUUGAGGACAUCACCUCCAGCAACACCUUCUUCAAGAACUGCACCUUCAUCUCCACCGUCUUCUACAACACAGAUCUCUUUGAGUACAAGUUCAUCAACAGCCGAGUGGUGAACAGCACCUUCCUGCACAACAAGGAGGGCUGCCAGCUGGACUUCAGCGACGACAACAACGCCUACAUGAUCUACUUUGUCAGCUUCUUGGGCACCUUGGCCGUCCUCCCCGGGAACAUCGUCUCGGCUCUCCUCAUGGACAAAAUCGGCCGCCUUCGCAUGCUGGCCGGCUCCAGCGUCAUGUCCUGCGUCAGCUGCUUCUUCCUCUCCUUCGGCAACAGCGAAUCGGCCAUGAUCGCGCUGCUCUGCCUCUUCGGCGGCGUCAGCAUCGCCUCCUGGAACUCCCUCGACGUGCUCACCGUCGAGCUCUACCCCUCGGACAAGAGGACGACGGCCUUCGGGUUCCUCAACGCGCUCUGCAAGCUGGCGGCCGUGCUGGGCAUCAGCAUCUUCACGUCCUUCGUGGGCAUCACCAAAGCGGUGCCCAUCCUGCUCGCCUCCGCCGCCCUGGCGCUCGGCAGCUCCCUCGCCUUGAAACUGCCCGAAACCCGGGGGCAAGUCCUGCAGUGAUGGGCGGGGGGGGGCAGAGGGGCCCCCCCAAAAUACCUGGGGACCCCCCACACCCUCAGCAACCCCUUCCCUCCAGCUCCCCCCCACCCCGUACCCCCUUUUUUCCCCCCCGGGAUUAGUCUCGUUAGACACUGUGAAACGUCUUCUUGGAGCAUUUGGGACCUUUUUCAUUUGCACUUGACACCCC
Molecule: messenger RNA, 2992 nt
Organism: Cuculus canorus (common cuckoo)
Lineage: Eukaryota; Metazoa; Chordata; Aves; Cuculiformes; Cuculidae
Gene: SV2A
Product: synaptic vesicle glycoprotein 2A
Exons: 13
Coding region: 622-2805 (727 amino acids)
Biological process (GO): chemical synaptic transmission; transmembrane transport
Cellular component (GO): membrane
Molecular function (GO): transmembrane transporter activity
Source: RefSeq, a predicted model, not a curated record